CCCUCCUCUUUUCAGGCAGAAACCGGUGAAUCAGAGAAAGCGGCCAAGCCCUCUCUGCAUCUCAUUAGCGCUUUGAGCUUCUUGUAUUUGUCUUUAAACUUGCAGAGUCUGACGGAAGAAACGCGGACGGAAGGUCGUUAGAAGAAAAUGGUGUCAACACAGAUAGCCGACAGAGGUGACCUUUCCCCUGCAGUCCCUGGUGAACCUAAACAACCCGAGUGAACCUGUUUAACCCUUUCUGAUUGGCUGGACAGCUGCCAGCAACAUCCAAUUGGCGUUGGUCUUAGGUGGUGGAAUUUGAUCCUACUCCUGCUGCAUCCCAGCACUUCCCCUUCUGAGGCGCAUGCAGUGUGGCCAUGCUGAGACAGCAGCCACCGCGGGGUUAGGAUGUCUGACAGGAAAAAGAGUGAAAGCGAGCUCGGCUUCAUCAGUGAUGACGGUGAGGAUUAUGAUAGUGAUGAAGAAGGAAUGCACGACCAGUCCCACAGCGCCCCCUUCUGCUCGGAGAAUGAGGCUCAGGGUGGCGACCCUGCUGUAUGGCAGUGUACCCCUCCCCCAUCUACCUCACCUUCAGUGGAAACGCCUGCCCACCCGCCCACCUCACAGCCAAUGUCCAGACCCCACUCAAGGCCUGCAAGCCAAAGCCCCGCCCCUCCCUCUGCCACGGCAGGAACUAAGAAGAGAAGCUCCAAGCCGGCUCACAUGAGACGCAACAUCAGGAAAUUGUUGAGGGAACAUCAGUUAGAUGCAGUGACCAAAGCCGCCCAGCAGGAGGAGCUUGAAAGAAGGCAACGCCUGGGAGAGCAUCGAAAUCAGGAUUUUCCUCUACCUCUGCUGCCUGAAUAUACAACUGGCGAUGUGCCCUCACUGUCAGCAUCGGUGUCAUUCCAGCGAGAUGCAAAGUCCAUCAGACAGGAUGCCAUCUGUUUGGGGUCCAGCAGCACUGCCAUCAGCGAAGAUACCUGCAAAACUGAUGUAACCACCUCUGCAGUUACAGCAAAAACACAAAAAACAGAAUUAUUAGAUUUGGGGACAGAUGAGGGUGAUACUGUUGCUCAAGUCUCCAAAGACGAGGAGGAGAGUGAGCCCAGCGGCGCCCAUGCCAACGAUGCCCAGAACCAACCCGAUUCCCAGGGCAGAGUCCUCAUCAACCUCAACCAUCCAGCUACAGAGGAGGACAUCUUCCUGUCUCCACAGCUGGCUCGGGCCGUCAAACCUCACCAGAUUGGUGGGAUCCGUUUUCUGUACGACAACUUGGUGGAGUCCCUGGAGCUCUUCAGGAACAGCAGCGGGUUCGGCUGUAUCCUCGCCCACAGCAUGGGUCUAGGCAAAACGCUUCAGGUCAUCUCCUUCAUCGACGUCUUGUUCAGGCACACCGAAGCUCACACUGUGCUUGCCAUCGUACCGGUGAAUACUCUGCAGAACUGGCUGUCAGAGUUCAAUACAUGGGUCCCUCCUCCUGAAGCAUUACCUCCAGACACCGAUCCUGCGCUGGUCACACCGCGCGCAUUUAAGGUUCACAUCCUGAACGAUGAACACAAAAACACAGCAUCUAGGGCCAAGGUGGUGGAGGAGUGGUCUCGGGACGGCGGUGUCCUGCUGAUGGGGUAUGAGAUGUACCGUCUCCUGUCUUUGAAGAAGAGCUUUGUGGCUGGGCGAAAGAAGAGGAGCAAAAAAACUACAGGAUCUGAUAUCAUAAACCUGGAUGAAGAUGACAGACAGCAAGAACUCCUGAAAGCCGUGGAAAAAGCCCUCUCCCAACCUGGUCCCGAUGUUGUGAUCUGUGAUGAAGGCCAUCGUAUUAAGAACUGCCACGCCAGCACAUCUCAGGCCCUAAAGAACAUACAAACGCGGCGGCGCGUAGUUUUGACUGGCUAUCCUCUUCAGAACAAUCUCAUCGAGUACUGGUGCAUGGUCGACUUUGUGCGUCCCGACUUUCUAGGUACAAGACAGGAGUUCAGCAACAUGUUUGAACGACCCAUCCUAAACGGACAGUGUGUGGACAGCACGCCUCAGGACAUCCAGCUGAUGAGGUACAGGAGCCACGUCCUCCACAGCCUGCUGGAGGGCUUUGUGCAGAGGCGAGGCCACGAUGUCCUGAGGGACCAGCUACCCUCCAAGGACGAGCAUGUGAUCCUGGUGCGUCUGUCUCCCCUGCAGAGGGCGCUCUACACUGAGUUUAUGAACCGCUUCAGAGAAGCAGGGAACACUGGCUGGCUCAGCCUGAACCCCCUGAAAGCUUUUUGCGUCUGCUGCAAAAUCUGGAAUCAUCCAGACGUGCUGUAUGAGGCUUUGCAGAAAGAAAAUAUGGCAAGCGAGCAGGAUUUGGACCUCGAUGACAUCACGUCCACUUCACAGGGCAGAUGUCCCACCGCAGCACCGGGUCCAAAGUCAAAGAGUUUGGACAACCCAGAUCCUAUUGGUGGAUUGAGUCUAAACCAGCUGCAGGAGAAGGCCAAUCAGGUCAUCACGUAUGAAUGGGCCAAAGAACUCAUGUAUGACUACAAGCCUGGAAUCCUGGAAAACUCAGCAAAGAUGGUGCUUCUGUUCCACCUCAUUGAAGAAAGUGUCAAGAAGGGAGACAAAAUCCUCGUGUUCAGUCAGAGUUUGUCCACACUUACGGUGAUUGAGGAAUUCUUGGCCAAAAGACCAGUACCUCCUUCACCAUAUACAACCAGCAAAGACAGACCCAACCAGAACUGGGUCCGUAACCUCAACUACUACAGACUGGAUGGAAGCACGACGGCCUCAGAGAGAGAGCGGCUGAUUAACCAGUUUAAUGACCCGACCAAUACCUCGGCUUGGGUUUUCCUUCUUUCAACCAGGGCUGGUUGUCUGGGUGUGAACCUGAUCGGGGCGAACCGUGUGGUGGUGUUUGACGCCUCCUGGAACCCCUGCCAUGACGCCCAGGCUGUGUGCCGCGUGUAUCGCUACGGACAACGGAAACCGUGUCACAUCUACAGACUGGUGUGCGACUUCACUCUGGAGAAAAAGAUUUAUGACCGCCAGAUCUCCAAGCAGGGCAUGUCGGACCGCGUUGUGGACGACCUGAACCCUGUGCUGAAUUUCACCAGGAGGGAAGUUGAAUCCCUUCUCCAUUUUGUGGAGGAGGAACCAGAUCUGUCCCAAAUCAGGCUGCUCCCUGGAGAAAUUGUGGAGAGCGUCCUGCAGAGAGCGCUGCACCGUUACUCUCACCUCAUCACCAAGCAACCCUUCCCCCAUGAGUCCCUGCUAAUAGAUCGCAGAGAGUUAAAGCUGAGCAGCGCUGAGAAGAAAGCCGCUAAAAAGGGCUACGAAGAGGAGAAGAGGGCGUCUGUGCCGUACACACGCCCAUCCUACGCUCACUAUUACCCUGCCAGUGAUCAGAGCCUCACUAACAUCCCUGCUUUCAGCCAGAGAAACUGGCGUCCUCCCACUCGUGCUGAGGAGAAACCAGUGGCCAGUGUUCGGCCCGUUCAGUCCGCUUCAGUUCCCACGAUGCCUCGCCAUGUGGCUGCAGGUUCAGCCUCAGAUCGUGGCUCCUCUUCAUCCAGCCUCGGAGGAUUCCCUGUCAACUGCCUGCAGAAGGCUGGCGUGUUUGUACAGAAGAUUGUCACCACUACUGACAUAGUGAUUCCAGGUACCAACAGCUCAACAGAUGUGCAGGCAAGGAUCACUGCUGGAGAAAGCAUUCAUGUUAUCAGGGGCACAAAAGGAACGUAUAUCAGGACAUCUGAUGGCCGGAUCUUUGCCAUUAGAGCAGCGAAUAAGGCUAAGACGGUGGACGAGAACCCAGCAGCUCCUCCUAAAGACUCGAAGGUUCCACAUCAGGAAGUUUCCUCCAGUGGCAGUAAUGGUUGCAUAUCCCCUGACAGGAAGGUGGUGGUAUCCUCCAAGUCUGUGCCCCGCCCUCUUUCCCCGGACAGCCCAGAGAUCCUCAGUGAGUUGCAGCGCUACACGGCUGGCUCGGGGGCUGACGCCACUGCAGCCUCCAUCAUUCAGCAAGAGAGAGCCGCUGACAGCAGCGUCAGCAACAAGCCGCCUUCAAAUAAGCUGCAGGACAAAUGUGGCAGCAGUAAGAGCGCCUUUCCUGGGGAAUCUAUGAGCUGCCAUGAUGCCUCACUUUCUAAUGUAAUCCAGCCAAACGUGGACACCGGUGUUCCACAAGACUUGAGGAUAAGCAGCAAACGUAAAGCCUUCAGCCCGUCCCUGGAGGAGAGAGUCAGUAAGCAGGCCUAUGCAGGAAAACACUCCUCAGCCCCUCCGCCUUCAGCAGGGUUCCCCUUCCCAGGGGGGUAUGGCCUUCCCCCGAUGGGUCUCAGCUCUGCCAUGUUGGGCAGUUCAGUGGGGCAUCCGCUCUUCUUGGGGUCAAACUCGCACUACUUCAACCCCCCCAACACUCAGCUGGGAGACCCUGCUUACAUGUAUCGAGAUGUCUUCGGCUUUAGCGGCGCCAACGCGGUUCCCUCUUCCUCCUCUCCGUCCUCAUCAACAACAAUCACCGCUCCUGCCUCAUCGGCUCCUUCUGCUGCCAGUUCUCUUCCGGGAGCCCUCCCACCAUACAUGUUGAGCCCCAGUAUGGCUGGGAUGAUCCCACCAGGCUUUCCCAUUUCAUACAGCCCAUCGCUGGCUGGACUUUAUUCUGGCUCCAUGCUGCCUGGCCCGGCUGCCACUCCUGUUCCAGCCGAAGCCAGUUUUUUGUCUCAGUACCCCCAAACUGCUGCCUCAGGCUCCUCCUCCUCUCCUUCCUCAAUUUCCCCCGCAGACCGCCCAGAGAACCACCAGGCCGCUGCCCUGGUGAACGGCAGGGAGAACGGCGCCGGCAGCAGCUCUGAUGAUGAUGAUGAUGACAUAAUCGAGAUGAGGGCCCAGUGAGACCAGAGAAAACGUUCAGCUUGUCCUGCUAGUCAGAUACAGUUUUCUCUAAGGGGGUAAGGAAGAACAAUGAAGAGAGUUGACCUUCAAAAUCUUAAUUUUGGUCACCUGUAUUGCCUUGGAGAAACAACCUUAAAGGUGACUGAA
Molecule: messenger RNA, 5001 nt
Organism: Cyprinodon tularosa
Lineage: Eukaryota; Metazoa; Chordata; Actinopteri; Cyprinodontiformes; Cyprinodontidae
Product: helicase ARIP4-like
Exons: 24
Coding region: 388-4854 (1488 amino acids)
Cellular component (GO): nucleus
Molecular function (GO): ATP hydrolysis activity; ATP binding; ATP-dependent chromatin remodeler activity
Source: RefSeq, a predicted model, not a curated record